CUCUCUAUAUUGCGAAAAUCCAAAAAACGGAUCCCAAACAAAACUGACCCUCAAAAUUUGAAAAACUCACAAUUUUACCCCCAAACCAAAAAAAACCCUAACUCCCGCCGCACAUGCACCAGAACGUAUAAAAAUAGGAAUUUGUAUAAUCCUCGUGCAUUUCUCUCAUUUCUUGAUGAAUAUUUGGGUAUCUGGAGAGGAGGAUUUGAUUCUGUGGGUUUAAUUUUGAUUUGAUUUGACUUGAUUAGGAUUAGGUUAGGGUUUCGAGGGAAUGGAAUGCUGCGGGGUUGGUGGUGAUGGAAGUGGGCAGUGAAGACGAUGACUGGUGGUGGCCGCAGAUGUCAGAGGCGACGGAAAACCAUGGCUGGUGGUAGGGUUGCCCAAGCCACCACCGAAACCACCGAAUCGAAAGAACAAGAUAGUAAUAAUUGCCCUAAUUUGACACCUGAAUUUACUGAAAAGCCCUCGAGUUCCAAGAAAAUUACGAAACUACCCCCGUCCCCCAUAAUUGAGUCAGAUUUCUACACUCAAGCUCUUAAAGCUCUCUCUUUCCGCUCUCCCUUUGAUUCUGACGACUCUCAGGCUCUUUCAGCUCCUAUAUCGGGUGCUUAUAAUCUUCCCAGUGGGGUGUCUCAUUUCUUAAACAGACACUCCGAUAGUCGGAAAAGGCAAAAGAAGUCGCAUUUGGGUUCAGAGAAGAAGUCGUCGGUCUCGGGCCGGCCUCGUGGAGGUAACAUUUGGGUUGAGACCGAGGAGUAUUUUCGAGAACUGAAUGUGGAGGACGUUGAGAGGCUCCACAAGGUCUCAAAUGUCAGGUUCUCUGGCGACGAGAAGUUCUUCUUUGUCCCUACUUCUUAUAAUAGUGAAAAUUUGCUCACUCGAUAUGCAGUUUACAACAGCAUGCUUGCAAGUGCUUGUCAAAAUGAUAGUUCUAGUUCAGCAAAUGGAUUUGAAAUGGAUCAUGAUGUUAAGGAUGAGGUUGAUGGAAUAAUGAACGCAGAGAAUGAUCUGGAUAUUAUGGACGUUGAGAGUUUGGGUGGAGAAAAUACGGAGUCAGCUACUAAAGAAGAAAAAUAUGUAGAAGAGGGUGACAAUUGUGAAAAGGACACUUCAUCUUUUAGUGGAAUAGAAUGGCUCUUAGGAUGUAGGAAUAAGGUUUAUUUGGCUUUGGAGCGUCCCUCUAAGAAACGGAAGCUUUUAGGCAGAGAUGCAGGGUUCGAGAAGCUUCUCCUGGUUCAUCCGGUUGAAGGGUCUGAUUUGUUAUGUCAUUACUGUAGUUUUGGUGACACGGGCAACCAGUUGAAUUGCUUGAUUAAGUGCAGUUCUUGUGCCAUGGUGGUCCAUCAGAGGUGUUAUGGAGUUCAGGAAGACGUUGAUAGUUCUUGGUUGUGUGCAUGGUGUAAGAGGAAGAAUGAUGUGGGGUUCAAUAGUGAGAGGCCGUGUUUGCUGUGUCCAAAGCCCGGUGGUGCUUUGAAGCCUGUGCAAAAGAGAGGCUUCCCUAUUGAGAGCGAGGGGUCUGAGGUAUUGUUUGCUCACUUGUUUUGUUGCCAGUGGACACCUGACUUAUAUUUGGAGAACACUAGGACAAUGGAGCCAAUAAUGAAUCUUGAUGAAGUAAAGGACUCUCGAAGGAAGUUAAUUUGUUAUUUGUGCAAGGAUAAGUUUGGUGCCUGUGUUCGAUGCAGUAACGGUAUGUCCUGCUGCUUUCCUUAUGUAACCGCAGUCUACAUUUCUUUGUUGGAUGACAGGACAGAAGAAUGUUGCUUUAAUUGGAAUCUAUAUAUCCGCGAAUUUGAUCUUUUGGAGAAAUCUGGCUUAUUAUUUGUAAAACCAUUUUGUAAAGGUGAACAUAAUAAGAAGAUACAAACUGAUAAAAUUGCUGUUUAUUCUAAUGCUGACAUGAAGCAGCAAUUUAUGUAUGGUUGUGUUAUUGGGAGAUUUCCACAAUCUGUUUCUUUAAAAGAACAUGUACGUUUUGUUCAUGUUAUCUUAGUUAUAUUAUUUUUGAAAGCUGAAUAUUUUUCUGCAUCUUUAUUUGAAUAUACAUGCAAUGGCUUUAAAUUCUUAUCAAAUGUAAUCCACCAAAAAUGGUUUCUUCGGUUUGCUCCCUUGUGGGAUUUUGGUGCAAAUUACUUCAGGAACCAAAUUGUGGUUGACACUAUGCAGAUUGGUAAAGGUUAUGUUAAAAUGGAGUUAGCAAGAGGAAUGCUUCAUGUUGUUGAGUUACGUGCAUUUUGCUUGAAACAUUCAAAGGCCCAGAAUAACCGUGGAGCUCAACAGACUGGAGAUACUUCUUUAGCAGUUGAUUCUGUUUCUAACGUAAUGCAUCAACAGAUGGCAUCGACAGCAAACGAGCCUCGCAAGUUACAAACUGGCCAAAGUAAUGGUGAUAAAUUGGGCGAUCAUAUUAAAACAACUGAUGUGGAUCGAAGCAAGCUGGAUGGUAAUAUAUUGCAUGAACAAUUGUUAGAUAAUAGGUCAAAUGCCAAAUCUCAGCUGGAAAGUGGUGAUGCACAGCACCCUGUAGAUAAUGAUGCAUUGGAUAGGAACAGUAACAAAUAUGUCAAUGCUUGUGAUUCUUUGAAUUUUAUCAGGAUACUGAAGAAGUUAAUUGAUCUGGGAAAAGUUGAUUUAAGAAACGUGGCUUCGGAGAUUGGUGUAUCACCUGAUUUACUGAGCAAAAUAUUCAUUGAUAAUCAUAUGGUUCCUGAGUUGCAAUGUAAAAUAAUGAAUUGGUUGAGAAAUCAUGCUUAUAUUAGCAGCUUUCAGAAAACUCUGAAAGUGAAAAUGCGAUGUGGAGUACCUCCAAAAGAUGGGGUCAAUGUAGCUGAUGGUGUAGGUGCUGUUUUCGUGGAGGAAUCUGAUAUCUCUGAUGUUGUCCCUGUUAAAUCUGUUCCACCUCGAAGAAGAACAAAGAGCAACAUUCGGAUUGUGAAAGAUGAGCAUUUAAGCUUUUCUAAGGAAAAGAUUAAUGAUGAUGGAAUAAUAAAGGCUGAUGUUGAAAAUGGCCUUUUUGAUGGGGAAGACUCAAAUGGUCUAGGUGGGGAGUAUGUUCUUGAUGGAACCAAGAAGAUCACGGCUAAUCCAGCGCAGCACCAAGAUAAUCCAGCAAACAGUUCUCUUAAAAUUGAAUGUGGUUGGUCUGUUCGCCCAUAUGAGCCGUUAAAAGCUUUGAGCCAAAGUCAUACAGAUGAUUGUCAAGUUGGGGGGGCCACAGCAACUGAGCGGAAUACUCCUGCAAAUUCUGAUAUGGAGAAUAAUCCUUCACUCUUGCCGAUAAAUUGGGAAGCUAUGUCCAAUUCUUACAUACACCCAUUUAUAUACAGCAAACUGAUGCAAAUAAAAAAUGGCUUAGGAGAAAGAGAAGUUACACACUUAGAAGCCUCGUCUAGUUCAGGCUUUUGCUGUAAUAAUCACAAAUUACAAUCAACUCCUGGUGAUCAGACUAUCAAGUGCGAUGGAGUAGAUCUUGAUCUGUUGGUCAAGGCGAGAAAUGUGGGUCUCUUAAAACUGUCUCCAGAAGAUGAAGUAGAAGGGGAGCUUAUCUAUUAUCAGCACAGACUGCUUCGUAAUGCUGUUGCCAGGAAACACUUUAGUGAUGAUUUGAUACGUAAGGUUGUUAGGAUUCUUCCACAGGAGAUUGAUGUGGCAGGAAAACAAAAAUGGGAUGAUGUGUGUGUUAGUCAGUACCUCUAUGAGCUUAGGGAAGCAAAAAAGCAGGGAAGAAAAGAAAGGCGGCAUAAGGAAGCUCAGGCCGUAUUGGCUGCUGCAACUGCUGCAGCUGCAGCUUCCUCUAGGCUAUCAUCCAUUAGGAAAGAUGCCCUUGAAGAACCUGCACUCCAGCAGGAUCUUCCAAAGAUGAGUGCAUCUGAUGGAAGGUCCGUGUUAUACUCUCAGCAGAAUCCUCGAGUGAGAGAGAUUUUUUCAAGAUCCGCUGUUGCAAGGCCUUUGUCAGAUACGAACUCUGAUAUUUUCCAGUUAGCUCCAGACUUUUCUAGAGAGCAUACUCGGACAUGUGAUAUCUGCAGUCGGUCCGAGACAUUUCUCAAUCCAAUUUUAGUCUGUUCAAAAUGCAAGGUUGCAGUUCACAUAGAUUGUUAUUGUAGUAUCAAAAGCUCAACAGGGCCAUGGCAUUGUGAAUUAUGUGAAAACUUGUUUUCUUCUCAAAGCUCUGGACCUCCAGCUACUAAUUCCUGGGAGAAGCCUUAUUUUGUUGCAGAAUGUGGUCUAUGUGGUGGGACUGCAGGUGCUUUUAGAAAGUCAGUUGAUGGUCAAUGGAUUCACGCGUUCUGUGCUGAAUGGGUGUUAGAUUCAACAUUUAGAAGGGGUCAAAUAAAUCCUAUUGAGGGAAUGGAAACAGUGUGCAGGGGAAGUGAACUGUGCAUUGUGUGCCUCCGGAAACAUGGUGUCUGCCUGAAGUGUAGUCAUGGUCACUGUCAGAGCACCUUCCAUCCUACUUGUGCUAGAAGUGCUGGUUUCUACAUGAAUGUGAGGACUGAAGGAGGCAAGUUGCAGCACAAGGCUUAUUGUGAAAAACAUAGCAUAGAACAGAGAUCGAAGCCUGACAUUCAGAGGUGUGGACUCGAAGAAUUUAAGGGUCUUAAACAAAUCAGGGUUGAAUUGGAAAGACUGCGUCUUCUAUGUGAAAGAAUCGUCAGACGAGAGAAAUUGAAACGUGAAUUGGCUCUUUGUUCACAUGGUAUUCUUGCUUCAAGUCGAGACUCUGUUCUGUCUGCUUUGGCUCGUCAUCCUUUUUAUCAAACUGAUGUUAGUUCAGAAUCAGCUACAACCUCAAUCAAGGGUUAUACCUAUGACUACAAACCAGGAAGUGAAACAGUGCAAAUAGCAGAUGACAUGACAGUAGAUAGCACAACUACAGGUAAAAGGCGGGUUAAGCUUCCCAUGUCCAUGGACAAUGACCCAAAAACAGAUGACAGUUCUACAUCCCAAAACCAUUCAACCCUAAAACCUAUUGAGAGGAUUUCAUUUUCUGGGAAGCAAAUUCCUAAGAGACUUUCUGUUGCAUCUCGGAAUAUUUUGGAUGAUGUGGACAAGCGGUCACAAUAUAGAAAUCAUACUGAAACUUUUGAAAAGGAGUUGGUGAUGACAUCAGAUCAAGCAUCUAUGAAGAAUCAGCGGUUACCUAAAGGAUUUGUUUAUGUACCCAUUCGAUCCCUUUCUAAGGACAAGGAGACUACAGAUUCAAGUUCACAAGAACCAGCAGAACAAAAUGGAGAGACUUGAUUCUUUAGAAUCUUAGAUGCAUUGUUUAAUGUUGGAAAUUCCCAUUGUGGAAUAUUCUCUUUCAUGGCACUACAAGGGCUGCCUACCCCCGCCCCCCUCUUUUCAUUGUUGGGAUGAGGAAGUUUUAUGUCUUUGUUGUACAUGCAUGUCUGAGUACACUGUGUACAGUGGGCUGGGGUUUUUUACCGUUGCAUGUAUCUCAAGCGGCUCAAUGUGUUUAGUUAGGUUGCUUUUUCCUUCUUUUAAC
Molecule: messenger RNA, 5491 nt
Organism: Olea europaea var. sylvestris
Lineage: Eukaryota; Viridiplantae; Streptophyta; Magnoliopsida; Lamiales; Oleaceae
Exons: 23
Coding region: 319-5244 (1641 amino acids)
Biological process (GO): regulation of transcription by RNA polymerase II
Source: RefSeq, a predicted model, not a curated record